AUGACCGUCCAGGCGAGGAGGCAUUCCACAGCCUACAGAGCACACGAUAGACAUGACGGUGAUGUUGAGAAGCAACCGUAUAAGAGCCGCUCCCAUGGCCACCGCUACAGUUACAGCGAUGAUUCCGACAGCGGCCCCGACACCUUUGUCUCCUCGUCCUACCCGCCCGCGCGCGGCGCGAGUCUACGCAAUGCCCACGGAGGCUUGGGCUUCCGUGUCCCCCAGCGAAUCAUUCGAUGGCUCUGCUUGGGCCUAUUUCUGUUCCUUAUCAUCUUCAUUUUCACCCUCUUUCGAUUCACCCUCAGCUCCGUGACCCAAGUGUCCCUUCCGCGAGUCGUCCACAAGCCGCCCACCUGGGAGAGCUUCGAUUUCCUGAAACGCUACCAUGGUGGCCUGACGAACCUCGUGCCGCGCCAGCAGAAUAUCCCCGAAUACCCGGGUGAGGGUGAGCUUCCGGUGGAUUUGUCGGGUCGGUCGGAGGAGACCGCUGCCAACGUCUCUGCGGACGACGCCAACCGAGUGACGAAACGGGACAAGAAAUCGCCGUCCAUGACGAGUAAUGUGUUCAAUCCGUAUCCCGAUUAUAAGUCAACCGAGUAUAUCCAGAAAUAUGGCGAGAAGCGCGAGUGUUUUUUGGACAAGGCCAACACCGUCCGGAUCCCGUCUCUCCAGCAUUACCCUGGAGUCCCGAAAGGCUUCCCGGACCCUAUUAUGGGCUCGAACAGCAUGAUAGGAAUCAAGGAUGACGUGUGCUUUGACCGAUUUGGUCGCUUGGGGCCGUACGGCCUGGGGUACCCGGUCAGGAAAGGCGGAAUUGGCGCUGGGCUGGAGGGCCAUCGUGAUGGUGCGGAGCGCGUUUGGGAAGAUGUUCCUCCAGUGGACUAUCGCGAGGUCGAUUGGGCUGCCGCGCAGCACCGGUGUAUUGCGGCUAACCGCCAUCGUUUCGCCGAAGAGCCGGAGCCGCGUAUUAACCGGUUUGUUGCCAUGCCGAUGGGUGCCCCCAAGGUGAGCAUCUCGCCACCUGACACCGAUAAUCGCCAGGCACCGCCCAAGACGGGGACCAACCGUCUGCGGCGAAGUGCGGUUGUCAUCCGGACGUGGCACGACUUCCACUACACCCCGGAAGAUAUCCUGUACUUGCGCUCGGUGAUCUCGGAGCUGUCGCUGAUGUCUGGCGGCGAGUACACUGUCCACUUCCUCGUCCAUGUCAAAGACACCAACUUGCCGAUUUGGUCGGACGACGAGACGUAUCAGCGCGUGCUCAAUGACGCGCUGCCGGCGGAGUUCCGUGGCAUGGCAACCCUAUGGUCGGAGAAGCAGAUUGCUCUGAUGUACCCCGAUCUGGAGGAAAAUGGGUCGCGUGGGUUGCCGAUCCACGGGGUCUACCGCAGCACGUACAUGUGCAUGCAGUACUUUGCCUACCAGCAUCCGGAGUACGACUACUUUUGGAACUGGGAGAUGGAUGCCCGCUACACGGGUCAUUGGUACCAUCUCUUCGACAAGCUCGCCGGGUGGGCGAAGCAACAGCCGCGAAAGGGUCUGUGGGAGCGCAAUGCCCGAUUUUACGUGCCUUCUGAGCACGGAUCGUGGGAGGACUUCCGGCAGACGGUCCGCGUGCAGACACAGGCCGGCACCAACAGCCCCAACAACCUCUGGAGUAUAGCGAAGCCCGCCAAGGACGGGUCUAACAAAGCGCACGCUGGCCUGCUCCAGCAGGGCGACAAGUCCAUCUGGGGACCGGAACGGCCCGACGCCAGCGACAUCUUGGAAGUCGAAGGCGAGGGUAUCCCGCCAUCGACAGUCGACAAGGACCAGUACGAGUGGGGCGUGGGCGAGGACGCCGAUCUGAUCGUUCUCAACCCGUUAUAUGACCCGGAGGGCACAACGUGGAUCCUCCGCGACGACGUGACCGGCUACAACCGCAAGCACGGCAUGCCACCCCGCCGCACGGCCAUCAUUACAGCGUCGCGACUAUCGCGCAAGCUCUUGACAACCAUGCACCGCGAAACCAGCCUCAAGCACCACAGCAUGUUCUCGGAGAUGUGGCCCGCCACUACGGCGCUGCACCACGGCUUCAAGGCCGUGUAUGUGCCACACGCGGUGUACGUCGACCGCCGCUGGCCCACCAAGUACCUGGAGUCGGUGUUCAACGCCGGCCGCAACGGGGCUUCGGGCGGCGCGCGCACGGCCAUUUUCGGUGACCGCGAGCACAACUUCCGUGGCACGACCUGGUUCUAUUCUGCUGGGUUCUCGCCCAACCUCUGGCGCCGCUGGCUCGGGUACCGUGUCGAUAAUGACGGCGGCGAGCAGCACGAGCUGGCGAACGAGGGCCGCAUGUGUCUGCCCCCGAUGCUCCUGCAUCCGGUCAAGGAUGUGGAAAUGAUCAUUGAUGACGGGGAGCAUGCCGAAGAUCGGUGA
Messenger RNA from Penicillium alfredii, 2418 nucleotides. Its product is annotated as DUF3405 domain-containing protein. The record is from RefSeq and is a predicted model, not a curated record. The transcript has a single exon. The coding region runs from base 1 to 2418 and encodes 805 amino acids. Lineage: Eukaryota; Fungi; Ascomycota; Eurotiomycetes; Eurotiales; Aspergillaceae.